CGCGCAAUAAAGAAACCAUCCGUAUCAUUGGCAUGGGGACACAGUUGGAUUGAGGCGGCACUUUGGGAUAUGCCCAAUUUAUCGGCCAACUCAGAACCCCAGGCCAAUGAUAAUGGACUGGGUUCAAAACAAACGCGUGUGCCGGAUAGCUCGUCAAGGAACCAUACUGCAUUCUCCAUUGUGUUUGGACUCGCAUGGCUCGAGUUGUUGUCCGGGGCUGAAGCUAGGGAGGGGGUGCCGUCCGUAUGA
Sphaeroforma arctica JP610 is the source of this 249-nucleotide messenger RNA. RefSeq lists its product as hypothetical. NCBI's taxonomy places the organism in Eukaryota, Ichthyosporea, Ichthyophonida. The annotation marks the transcript as partial. The transcript has a single exon. The record is from RefSeq and is a predicted model, not a curated record.